Penicillium robsamsonii is the source of this 363-nucleotide messenger RNA. It is a transcript of the gene encC, whose product is annotated as anthrone oxygenase encC. The record is from RefSeq and is a predicted model, not a curated record. The transcript has a single exon. Bases 1 to 363 code for a protein of 120 amino acids. NCBI's taxonomy places the organism in Eukaryota, Fungi, Ascomycota, Eurotiomycetes, Eurotiales, Aspergillaceae.
AUGUACCAGCGCGGUCAUGCCCAUAGUCCGAAGAUAGCCGUUGUUACUUCGGGUGCCUUUGCAUACCUCGCUUGGUGUACCAACAGAACCAACGUCACUCGAGCUCCGAUGUUACUCUUUGGCACAGCAGCGUCGUUGGUCACCGGUGUCGUUCCUUUUACACUUCUAUUCAUGCGCCAAACCAACAAUGCUCUUAUGGAAAGGGCCGCCGACGAGGAAAUUUCACCUGAUGCCCCCGUGCCGAGGCCGGACCAGAAGACCUCCGAGCAACUUUUGGCUCAAUGGGCGACUUUGACUGGUAUAAGAGGCUUACUGCCUCUUGCUGGUGGUAUUUUGGGUCUAGUCGCUGUUAUAAACCAUUAG